Messenger RNA from Notolabrus celidotus (New Zealand spotty), 3782 nucleotides. RefSeq names its product interferon induced with helicase C domain 1 (gene ifih1). Bases 142 to 3099 code for a protein of 985 amino acids. The transcript is spliced from 16 exons. Gene Ontology annotation, molecular function: double-stranded RNA binding; ATP binding; zinc ion binding. NCBI's taxonomy places the organism in Eukaryota, Metazoa, Chordata, Actinopteri, Labriformes, Labridae. Gene Ontology annotation, biological process: positive regulation of interferon-beta production; innate immune response; response to virus. The record is from RefSeq and is a predicted model, not a curated record. Gene Ontology annotation, cellular component: cytoplasm.
UUUUUUUCUGGAGAAACGAAACUGAAAGAGUUUCAUUUUCCUUAUUGCAGUGAAUCAGCAGUAUCCAGUUGCUUAUGAAUACGCCUGAACAAACCUGCACUCCAGCCACAGUGAGCACUGAUACAUGUUAGAUAGGUCGUGAUGGCAUCCGAGCAGGAUGAUGUGAACCUGCGGCUCAUUGAAGACCUUACACCGAGGCUAAGAGAGCUUAUCGUGGUGGAGCGAGUCCUGGAUCAUUUAGAUUUUAUCAAAAACGAUGUAAGGGAAAAGAUUAGACAGAAGGCGAAAACCGAGGGUGAUCUGUCAGCUGUGGAUCUCCUCAUUGCAUCCAUCACCAAGAAGCCUCACAGUCCCGGCUGGUUCAGUGCAUUUGUUGACGCGCUGUCAAACACAGGUUUAAUCCACGCAGCUGAAUGCAUACAGCUGAAUCAAAAACCCGAAGAAGAGGCAGAGAAUGAAUACUGUGUCAAGCUUAUCCAAAUACUGUCCCCAAGUCUUGUGGAAAUGAAGACUGUGGAUGUGUGCCUCAAGUGUUUCUCAAGUGGCCUGCUGAACCAGGACGACAAGGAGCUUAUUGAAGCUGCAAUACAAAAUCAUGGGUCCAGGAGUGGAGCCCGAGAACUCCUGAGAGCAAUAGUAAGAGGACAUUCACGGUGGUUUUCUACAUUUCUCAGUGUCCUGCGGGACACUGGACAUCAACACUUGUAUGAGCUGACUGGAGGAUCAUCUGACUGUGACAAUAAAGGCUGUGAUGAGAAAAUGUGUUCAUUCAAAGAUGAACCAACAGGAAGUGAUGUUACCAUGGAGAGCCAAGCAGAAGCUGAUGGAAGCGGCAGCAUAGAGUUCAUGGAAACCAGCACAACCGAGAACCCUCAGGAUGAAGAUCUGUACGCAGCGGGGGGCCAGAGUUCUGAAUCCAGACUGCAGUCAAACAGCAUGGAGCUCUCACAACCAGCUGGGACUGACUCAGAGGCAGCAACCAGAGGCCCAGAAACAGCACAUAUUGUUCUCCGAGAUUAUCAGAAGGAUGUAGCUGGACCUGCCUUGGAGGGGGAAAACAUCAUCAUAUGCCUCCCGACAGGAAGUGGUAAAACCAGAGUUGCAGUUUAUAUUACCAAAACACAUCUGGACAGCAGGAGGGCCGAAAAGCGACCAGGGAAAGUGGUCGUACUGGUGAACAAGGUCCCCCUCGUGGAGCAGCAUUACUCGUCAGAGUUCCUGCCUUUUUUGAAGCCCACAUAUAAAGUAGAGCGAGUCAGCGGAGACUGCCAGCAUAAGAUCUCCUUCACAGAAAUUGUGAAGAGGAAUGACGUCAUCAUUUGCACAGCCCAGAUUCUGGAGAAUUACUUGGAGAGGUCUAACAGCGAGGAGGACGAAGGGGUGAACCUAAGCGAUUUGUCACUGAUCGUCAUAGAUGAGUGUCACCACACUCAAAAAGGAGAGGUCUACAAUCAUAUCAUGAUGCGAUACCUGAAGCAGAAGCACAAGAACUUCAGGCUGAAGAAGGAGCUGAAGGAGCAGGUGCCCCUCCCUCAGAUCCUGGGUCUGACUGCCUCGCCAGGGGUUGGGGAAGCCACAACAAUGGAGCAAGCAAAGGAGCAUAUACUACGCAUUUGUGCAAACUUGGAUGCUGUCAAUAUCAUGUCAAAAAGCAUUGGAGAGUUCAGAAAGGACCAAAGGACAAAAAUUGUAACCGUUGAAGACAGAAAACAGGAUCCUUUUGGUGAUGUAAUCAAGAACAUCAUGAAUGCCAUUCAUGUCCAUGCUGACCUGAGUCCCAACUGUGACCUCGGCUCUCAGAAUUACGAACAGUGGAUUAUUCAAAAGGAGCGGACUGCGGCAACGGAGGAAGACCACAAAGUGCGGGUUUGUGCGGAGCACCUUCGACAGUACAGCGAGGGCUUGAAUCUCAGCAACACGAUUCGCAUGCAUGAUUCCCUCAGUUUCCUGAACAAGUACCAGGAGGACGCGUUGAAAAAGAAGGCAACACCUGAAGAUGAGGAGAGCAUACAAAUCACAGACUCUGAGAGAUUCCUCUUCAGCUUGUUCAGAGAGAACAAGGAAGAGUUGCAGAGGCUUGCAAAAAUGCCGCAGUAUGAAAAUGACAGCCUGUCAAAACUCAGAAGUAAUAUUCUGCAAGAAUUCAGCAGCCGAGACACGGCCAGAGGGAUCAUUUUCACCAAAACACGGCGCAGCGCCCUCGCUCUAACUCAGUGGAUCCAGGAAAACCCAAAGUUUGCUGACAUCGGAGUGAAAGCAUCUUAUAUCAUCGGAGGAGGAGACCAGAGUGUUGUUAAACCAAUGACCUCUGCAGAGCAAAAGGACGUGCUGAAUAAAUUUGGCAAAGGGGACGUCAACUUGCUGAUUGCCACCUCUGUGGCUGAGGAAGGGCUGGACAUACCAGAGUGCAAUAUUGUGAUCCAAUAUGGCCAACUGACCAAUGAGAUUGCUAUGAUUCAGGCCAGAGGCAGAGGAAGAGCUAAGGACAGCAGUUACAUUCUGAUCGAGGUCAAAGGCUCGGCCGUUUCUGAAAAGGAGUGUGUCAAUGAGUUCCGCAUCAACAUGAUGAACAAAGCAAUCGACAAAAUCCGAGCCAUGAUUCGGGAGGACUACAAUAAAAAGAUCGAAGAUUUACAGUAUCAGUCUAUAAUGGAAGAGAUGGUGAGAAUGAAGAAGAAGAGGCAGAGCGAAAUAAAGAACGAGAGCCCAUCUGACGUGCAGUUCAACUGCCGUGGCUGCAGCCAGCCUGUCUGCACUGGUGAAGAUGUCCAGGUCAUCGAAAAUGUGCACAGAGUCAAUGUCACAGCUGAGUUCAAGGAACUUUUCAAUCAGACAGAGAAUGCCAGUCUUCAAGAGAGACUUCUUGAUUAUGAGACCAAGGGCUUCAUAUCAUGCAAACGCUGUGGGCAGAAGUGGGGCUCCAUGAUGUUUUACAAGGGGAUUGACUGCCCCUGUCUCCACGUGAAAAACUUUGUGGUGACAGUCAGCGGAAAGAAGAUCACCAAAUGCACCAAGUGGAAGGAUCUUGCCGUCAAGUUUUCUCCCUUUGACUAUGCUGAAAAUGCAAGACGACUAAUGUUAGACGAUGAAUACUUGUAAAUCAAGAUAACUUCGCACAGUACACUUAUAGAGGGAUUUGUGUUGCAUUCUCCACACUGAGACUUGCACAGCAAAAUAUAAAGUGACUGUCACAGUGGUGCAGUGUUUACAGUCAUCAAAACUGGAGCAACUGAUGGUGGUGGGGUUGAAAGCAUGUGCUGCAAUCAGUUACAUGAUUUAAAUGGUAAAAGGAUUAUGUCAUAUAUUUCUAAGAUUGUCAAAAUAUGAGUUUAAAAUGGGUUUUUGGGAUACUGCAAGUUGCAUUUACAAUUGAAUGUAUUUUAGAAAUGUCAAUUAAUAAGUGCAUUAGCCUUCUGAUACAAGACGAACUGGAUAAACUGCAUGAUAAAAAAAAAAAAAAAUACUCCUCUCAAAGCCCUGUGGUCUCAUGGGAUGGGAGUCACUGAGCCCGUUAUGGUCCCUCUGAGACCACCUGUCAACACAAACAGGUGCUGUUGAUUUGCCAUUCAAUUCAACUGUUAGUGAGUCACUCUUGUUGAGCCAGUCAGAGCUUCUAUUUUUAGAUCUACCUUUAAGGAUUGUUUCCGCAUAAUGAUAAGUAACCUGUCUGACAAGCACCAGUAUUCAAAGUGUGUGGAUGCUCUUAGACAUAAACCUGUGUCUACUGUCUUCAUUUUUCAUAUGAAUUGAAUUCGAAAUAAAAGCUCUUCAUAAUUACCUGA